Phaethon lepturus (White-tailed tropicbird) is the source of this 889-nucleotide messenger RNA. RefSeq names its product NADH dehydrogenase (ubiquinone) complex I, assembly factor 1 (gene NDUFAF1). Gene Ontology annotation, cellular component: mitochondrion. The annotation marks the transcript as partial. The transcript has 3 exons. Gene Ontology annotation, biological process: mitochondrial respiratory chain complex I assembly; mitochondrial electron transport, NADH to ubiquinone. The record is from RefSeq and is a predicted model, not a curated record. Lineage: Eukaryota; Metazoa; Chordata; Aves; Phaethontiformes; Phaethontidae.
AGGUGGAGAUAAACUACAGUAACUAAAGUAAGAUAGCUCUGGCUACUAAUUUUGUCGUUAAAUUAAUUUCAAACCUGUUAAUUGUCUUACUGGAAGUGGAUUCUUCGAGUCUACCGAUAUGGCUCUGACUGUUACACUGCUGAAUGGUGCCUAUUUACGUGGUAGAUGCGGCAGGCACAAAGUUUUGCACCCGUUACUUGGACCUCUUCUCAGCGAUUUCAUGUCAAAAUUGUAUAGCAGCUACAGGAGGCCAGGGUCACAGCCUGAGAAAAAAAAGUCUUGGCAAAAUAUUGAUUUCAGUUUUAAGAAGGUCAUUGAUGUGUUAAAGACUCAGCUAAGCAUGCUGAGUAAGGAGACCAAAGAUUACUUAAUAGGACCUGGAGGCUUUCCAAUCGAUCGAUACCUGUUGGAACAGACAAGGGUGUUGUGGGAGUUCCGGAGCCAAGAAGAUUUAAAUAAAUGGGUUAUUUCCUCUGAUGUAGAGAUUGGAGGCAAAAGUGAAGUUUACCUCAAAUUGGGUAGGAAUAACCAGGCUGCUCUGCUGUAUGGAACCCUCAAUACGGAAGUACCUCGUGAUGGGGAGACCAAAUACAGUGGAUAUUGUAGUAUGAGAGCCAAACCACCCAUGGGAUCCUUUGCUAGGAAGAAGUAUUAUGACUGGUCAAACUUCAACAGUCUAUAUUUACGUGUCCGUGGCGAUGGCAGACCUUGGAUGGUAAACAUUUACACAGACCCUUACUUCUCUCAUCAAAAGGAUGACCUCUACAACUACUUCAUGUUCACCCGAGGAGGCCCAUACUGGGAGGAAAUAAAGAUUCCAUUCUCCAAAUUCUUUCUCUCCAGUCGGGGAAGAGUCCAGGAUGACCAGCAUCCUAUCUGGUUAGACAAG